Manihot esculenta (cassava) is the source of this 2699-nucleotide messenger RNA. Its product is annotated as WRKY transcription factor SUSIBA2. Gene Ontology annotation, molecular function: sequence-specific DNA binding; DNA-binding transcription factor activity. NCBI's taxonomy places the organism in Eukaryota, Viridiplantae, Streptophyta, Magnoliopsida, Malpighiales, Euphorbiaceae. Gene Ontology annotation, biological process: regulation of DNA-templated transcription. The transcript has 5 exons. The record is from RefSeq and is a predicted model, not a curated record. Bases 238 to 2463 code for a protein of 741 amino acids.
UCUUUUGAACAGACACUGUCUUCUUCUUCUUCUUCUUCUUCUUCUUCUUCCUUUGAAAUUCUGAUAAUCUCUUCCCUCAAAAUUCAAUUUGCAGUCUCUGAUUAGCUUUAGCUCCAACAGCAAAUACAAGAUAAUGAGGGCUGAAGUUUCAUUUUUCAUUAAUAAGCUCCCAGCUUCUCUGUCUUUCAAAAUGACAGUCGCGUGAGUCUUACACUUCCCUACCUAAUCUACCGCCCCAUGGACGACAAUCCACCGCCGCAACAACCAUCCUCCAAAACCCUAGUUUCCUCCUCCAUUGCUCAUAUUGACAACUUCACUGACGUAGAUUACACCAUCAGUUCUAAUGAUGCAUCGGAGAAUGCUAUCAGAGGAAGCAUUGCCCAAAGAAGAGCAGCCAAAUUUGGGUUCAAGGCGGAGAAGAUUAAUACUGCGAGGUUUCGGACCACCAGCCCCUUGGCUUCGCCGGCUGAGGUGGGGGUUCGCUCACCUUGUAUAACUAUUCCACCCGGGAUUAGCCCUACCGCUCUGCUCGAUUCGCCUAUUAUGUUGCCCAAUUCUCAGCCUUCUCCCACCACUGGAACUUUUCCAUUACCGUGUCUCCAUUAUGAAAGUUCAAUGCUGAAUACAGUGGUUCCUGCUGAUGCUAACAAGGGUAGUAAUGCUGGUUCCUUCAGAUUCAAGCCUCACAAGAAUCCUGAUCCUCUGCCAGAUUUUGCGACAUUAGAAAAUCAGGGAAACAAUGUUAAUUAUCAAGCAGUUGUAUCUGUGGGACCAUCAAUGGCUUUUGAAUUUCCAGUAGAGUUCUCGAAGGAAGCUACCACAGAAAACUGUGCUGGAGGUUCAGCCACUGAGAUGAAAGUUUUAAAUGGAACGCUCGCAAAUUCUGACUUAAGUGAUGUGGAAAUGGGUCAUACUGAUGUGGCUGGCAAUCAAACCUCUAUUCAAAUGGAACCCAUCCCUGGGGAAAAUGUUGGGGCCCACAAUCCUCAUGAAGAAGAUAAAAGGACACUACCUGCACCAGGAAAUGGAAGGAAUUCAGAAGAUGGCUACAAUUGGAGAAAGUAUGGACAGAAGCAGGUAAAAGGUAGUGAAUAUCCAAGGAGCUACUAUAAGUGUACACAUCCAAAUUGUGAGGUAAAGAAAAAAAUAGAGCAUUCCCAUGAUGGCCAAAUAAUGGAAAUCAUCUACAAAGGUGCCCAUAAUCACCCUAAACCUCAGCCUAAUUGUCGAGCACAAGUUGGAUCAGCUUCUUCAUUUGAUGAGAUGCCAGAGAUGGAUGAAGGCGGUGAAAUCCGUGUCAAAGUUGAAGUUGGAUCUGUCUGGAAAAAUUCAAAACCAGGGCCUGAGGAUGUAAAAGUUGGUUCUGAGUGGAAGGCUGAUGGUUUAGAAAGGACAUCUUCAGCAUCUGUUGUGACUGAGCUUUCUGAUCUGCUAUCGGCCACCCAAAGGAAAUCUAUGAGCACCUUUAAAUCAGCAGGAACUCCAGAGCUUUCUUCCACCCUUGUUGGCAAUGAUGAUGAUUGUGAUGAUGGAGCUACUCAGGGAAGCAUAUCACUUGGAGUUGAUGCUGAUGUCGAGGAAUCUGAGUCAAAGAGAAGGAAGAUGGAGAGCUGCGGGGUAGAAACAAGUUUGGCAUCCAGAGCUGUCCGUGAACCAAGAGUAGUUGUCCAAAUAGAAAGUGAAAUUGACAUACUUGAUGAUGGCUACCGCUGGAGGAAGUAUGGCCAAAAAGUUGUCAAGGGGAAUCCAAACCCUAGGAGUUACUACAAAUGUACAAGUGCUGGAUGUUCAGUGAGGAAACAUGUGGAGAGGGCCUCCCACAAUCUGAAAUAUGUAAUUACAACAUAUGAGGGGAAACAUAAUCAUGAAGUGCCAGCAGCCAGAAACAGCAAUACCAUGAACUCUGGUGGUGGCAGUUUAAGCCAGAUUACAACCAAUACGCAGCCUGCUUUGGCAUUAGCCAGAAACACUGGGCCAAAACCUGAGACACAAAUUCAAGAUUUUGUUCCUGGCUUUAAUAGAAAACCAGUAUUUAACAAUGACUAUUUGAGACCCAGUUUUGCUGGAAAUUUCAGUAAUGGAAUGAAGCUUGGAGCUUCAACCAUUUAUCCUCUGAAAUACCCAACAUUUCAACAUACCAUGCCUUACGGCCCUUUUGAGAUCAACCGUAGUGCUACCCAUCACUCUGGCUCUAUUGCUUCACUUGUUCCAGAUUUUCCAAUUUCAUUGCCAUCAAGUAUUAAUGCAUCUGUGGGGCUUUCUCUGGCUGGUGCUGAUUUUAAUUAUAAUGGAAAACCAAUUGGUCAGAGUCAAGCUUUGCUCUCUGGGCAGCAGAUGGUGAAGCCCAAACAAGAGCAAAGGGAUGAUAAUCUUUAUGAUGCUGAGCAGUCCAUUAUUGAUCAUGUAAAUGCAUCUCCGUCAUCUUCAUCAGUAUAUCAACGCAUGAGGAACUUUCCAUCAUAGUCUUGCUUCUCAUAAAGUAGCGUCAGAAAGGUUAAAAAGAAAGGAAGAAAGAAUUAAAGAAAAGAAAGGAAGAGUCGUUUGUCUUCAGCGAUUAAAGGUAAUUAUUCCCUUGCAGUUCUGUUAUUAUGGUUAAUUUAUUUCUCAUUUCUAUAGAAGUGCACCUUAUCUUAUAGAAAAUGUAUACAGUUAUUUGUAUUAUUUUAUAUAUAGUUUCAAUUUUAUAACUGGAUCUUAUC